Messenger RNA from Capsella rubella, 1113 nucleotides. Its product is annotated as nuclear transcription factor Y subunit C-9. Gene Ontology annotation, cellular component: nucleus. Gene Ontology annotation, biological process: regulation of DNA-templated transcription. Gene Ontology annotation, molecular function: DNA-binding transcription activator activity, RNA polymerase II-specific; DNA binding; protein heterodimerization activity. NCBI's taxonomy places the organism in Eukaryota, Viridiplantae, Streptophyta, Magnoliopsida, Brassicales, Brassicaceae. The coding region runs from base 167 to 862 and encodes 231 amino acids. The transcript has 3 exons. The record is from RefSeq and is a predicted model, not a curated record.
AUUCCUCAUUGUUAAAGUCGGAAAAAGGGUCAAGCGCAGCAAAACCCUAAUAAAAUUCACAACAAAUUUAUAGAUCUUAUAACUCAAGAGUGGAUCAUCAACCUGUAUCUCCCCCUUCUGAUUCUUUUCCGGCAUCAACUUCAGAUUCUUCCUUCCACAGUAGAGAAUGGAUCAACAAGAACAUGGACAAUCCGGAGCUAUGAACUACGGAACAAACCCAUACCAAUCUAAUCCGAUGAGUACCACUGCUGCUACUGUAGCCGGAGGUGCAGCACAACAAGGCCAGCUGGCGUUCCACCAGAUCCAUCAGCAGCAGCAACAGCAACAGCUGGCACAGCAGCUUCAAGCAUUCUGGGAAAACCAGUUCAAAGAGAUUGAGAAGACCACCGAUUUCAAGAACCACAGCCUUCCGCUCGCCAGAAUCAAGAAAAUCAUGAAAGCUGACGAAGAUGUCCGUAUGAUCUCUGCUGAGGCGCCUGUCGUGUUUGCAAGGGCAUGUGAAAUGUUCAUCUUGGAGCUGACACUCAGGUCGUGGAACCACACCGAGGAGAAUAAGAGGCGGACGCUGCAGAAGAACGAUAUUGCCGCUGCUGUAACUAGAACAGAUAUCUUUGACUUUCUUGUGGAUAUUGUUCCCCGGGAGGAUCUUCGAGAUGAGGUCUUGGGAAGUAUUCCGAGGGGCACUGUCCCAGAUGCCGCUGCUGCUGGCUAUCCGUAUGGAUACUUGCCUGCAGGGACAGCUCCAAUAGGGAACCCGGGAAUGGUUAUGGGUAACCCCGGUGGCGCAUACCCACCUAAUCCGUAUAUGGGUCAACCAAUGUGGCAACAACAGGGACCUGACCAACCUGACGCGGAAAAUUAGCAAGAAACUAGUUUCUAGUCUCGUCCGGGUGGAACAUUGAAAGGAGGAGACUUUAGACAAGAAAAUGAAAAGAACAUAUCAGAAUUGUCAAAUUGGUGUUGUAGAAGAAUCUAAGUGAUUGUGUCAAUCUAUCCUUUCUCAGGGAGAAAAAUUUAGGGAUAAACCAAAAAAAGAAUGUAAGAUUGUAAACCAAGUGUGCUUGACAAAGUUUUUUUUUAUUUCAAUGUUUAUUUGUCUACUCUUUUAUCACA